Molecule: messenger RNA, 651 nt
Organism: Symbiodinium sp. CCMP2456
Lineage: Eukaryota; Dinophyceae; Suessiales; Symbiodiniaceae
Source: the annotation of a GenBank genome assembly
AUGAUGGUCCCUCCGGGGGCUGUGCCCAUGGUGCAGCCCAGCAUCGGUCCUGCGAUGCCUUCGACAUUGACGCCGACCGGUGCUGCACAGGCUGCUGCCCUGGGCGCUUCCACGCAGAAGGCACCGAACGAGCGCAAGGCUGCGUCCGUGACGCUGCGCAAGGCUUCCGGCAAAGUUUGGAGAGAUCCGACGCUGGAUGACUGGCCCAAGGAGGACUACAGGCUCUUCUGCGGAGACUUGGGUAACGAGGUCACGGACGACCUGUUGGCGAACGCCUUCCGAAAGUACAGCUCCUUCCAGAAGGCCAAGGUGAUCCGAGAUAAGCGUACCGGUAAAACCAAAGGCUACGGCUUCGUGUCGUUCUCCGCCCCUGAGGACAUGGUGGCGGCCUUGCGAGAUGUGAACGGCCGAUAUGUUGGCAAUCGACCCGUGCGCCUGAAGAAGAGCAACUGGAAGGACAAGGGCCUGGAUUCGGAGAAGAACGGGGCUUCUAUGCUGAGAAAGCUGAGUUAUUGCAUUCCGCAAGACUCGAAGAAGCUGCAGAAGUUCAAGAAGCUGAAGAUCAAGCAGGACCCGAAUAUCCAGAAGGAGCGUGUGAAGCUGGCGCGCCAGCAGGAGGAGUUGGCGAACUUGGCCCGCAAGAAGAAGUGA